AUGACGACAGUAACGUCAACAUCAGCUAAUACGCAUACUCUUACAACGGAAAAUAAUUCUCCUACCAUUAUAACAGAUUCCGUUGAUACUAUUGGUCCAUUAGUCUUACAAACUUUAAGUAAAGCUUCCAAGAUAGCCAAACGUCAAGCAGCAUUAACAUUAAUUGCUUAUUUAGCUUUAUGGUCACCAUACAAUAUGUUAGCAAUGAUGAAUACAUUAACCGAAAAUGAUGGUGUUUUCAUGGAUACAUUAAAUUUUUUGAAUGCAUUAAUUGUUGUUAAUCCGGUUGUUAAUCCUAUAAUUUAUGGCUUUUUUUAA
Messenger RNA from Loa loa (African eye worm), 318 nucleotides. RefSeq lists its product as hypothetical. The record is from RefSeq and is a predicted model, not a curated record. Gene Ontology annotation, molecular function: G protein-coupled receptor activity. The transcript has 2 exons. Gene Ontology annotation, biological process: G protein-coupled receptor signaling pathway. Gene Ontology annotation, cellular component: membrane. NCBI's taxonomy places the organism in Eukaryota, Metazoa, Nematoda, Chromadorea, Rhabditida, Onchocercidae. The coding region runs from base 1 to 318 and encodes 105 amino acids.